Linum tenue is the source of this 860-nucleotide messenger RNA. NCBI's taxonomy places the organism in Eukaryota, Viridiplantae, Streptophyta, Magnoliopsida, Malpighiales, Linaceae. The record is from the annotation of a GenBank genome assembly.
AUGGCCGACGAAUUCAGGCUAGUGAUGCCGGGAGUGAGCCACGAGGGAAACCUGCCGAGGAAGUACACCGGCGAGGGUCAGGGCGCCACCAAGAACCUUUCCCCGCCGUUGGAGUGGUACAACGUUCCCGAACCGACCAAGACCCUGGCCCUCGUGGUCCAGGACAUCGACGCGCCCGAUCCCAGCGGCCCGCUCGUGCCCUGGACCGUGUGGGUGGUGACCAACAUACCGCCCGCGGUCAAGCGCCUCCCCGAGGGGUUCUCGGGGAAAGGGGAGGAUCAGCUGGGCGCGGCGGGCGCGGAUUACUCCGCGGUGAAGGAAGGGAACAACGACGAGAAGGUCCCCGGGUGGCGCCCGCCGUUGGUCCCGAGCCACGGGCACAGGAUGGAGUUCAAGCUCUACGCUCUGGAUACCGAGCUUCAUCUUGGCAACAAGGUGACGAAGGAGAAGGUGGAGGAGGCGGUUGAAGGGCAUGUGCUUGGCGAGGCGGUUCUCAUUUGCAUGUUUUGAUUCUGCCAUUUUUUUUUUUUUUUGGGUACUCUUGUGACUAGUGAAGUGAAAUCAAAUGAGAUCUUGCAGCACUUUUUUUGUCAUCGUGGCUUGAUUGGUAGGGGUGGUGAUGAUGCCAUCAACCAGCUAAACGUAAUAUUACUGAGAAGGGUAUUUUUAACAAGUUCAAAUUUAACCCCUGCUGUCGUAAUAAUUUAAAAUAGUGUUGAGAUGGUAUUAGAACGGAAGGAAUAAAUGGACAAAUUCGUGUGUAUUAGCUAAUUUGAGACAUAUAAAUAGCAAAGGUUGCAAAUUAUAGGUUUUUCAAUGAUAUUAAUCUAAAUCUUAGACAAAACAAUAUUAUUUAAUCC